Messenger RNA from Acaulospora colombiana, 708 nucleotides. The record is from the annotation of a GenBank genome assembly. Lineage: Eukaryota; Fungi; Glomeromycota; Glomeromycetes; Diversisporales; Acaulosporaceae.
AUGUCAAAGAAACUUAUACUCUUCAUCGGUGGGACCGUAGAACUAGGUGCGCAAGGUAUUCCUGCAAUUAAAGCCCUCUUGUCUCCAGGAAAGGAUGGAGAACCAAGCCCCUAUGCAGUUCGAGUUGUUACUCGGGAUCCUUCUAACUGGCGUGCAGCGGAGCUGCAGAACUUGGGAUGCGAGUUGGUCACAGGUUCCGUCAAAGACUUACCAUCGAUUUAUAAUGCUCUUGAGGGAGUGUACGGCGCGUUCGUCAACACCGACGGCUUUACUAUUGGCGAAAAGGAAGAGCUGUUCGCUGCUUUCCGCAUUUAUGAACUCGCCAAGGAACGUGGGGUGAAGCAUUAUGUUUGGAGUAACUUGGACUACAUGUCAAAGAAAGGGAACUUUGAUCCUAAAUACCGUUGUGGCCAUUACGACGCGAAAGGGAGGGUUGCCGACUUCUUGAAGGCUCAACCAUCUGCAAAAACCGUAGAGGAAGGAACCGUGUGGUCGAUUCUAACCUCUGGUCCUUAUAUGGACAUGCUUCUGAACGGUCUCUUCCUCCCAAGGCGUCAACCGGACGAUUCACUCGUCUGGGACCUUCCUCUUGGUCAAGGGAAGUACUCUGGUGUCGAUCUCGAAGUAGCGUCCGAAAUGGUCUUGUUGGACGGCGCAGCCGCCAAGCUGCAGUCUCGCGCGGAGGCUAGUCCGCCUCUCGCCGCCUUC